Molecule: messenger RNA, 1022 nt
Organism: Trametes versicolor FP-101664 SS1
Lineage: Eukaryota; Fungi; Basidiomycota; Agaricomycetes; Polyporales; Polyporaceae
Exons: 2
Coding region: 1-969 (322 amino acids)
Source: RefSeq, a predicted model, not a curated record
AUGGACAUCCAAUCACUAGGAUUAAAGGUGCCCACAGACCUAAGACGCUGCAGCUGGUGUGGGGAGGCGGAGAAGCCAUCGCAGAAGCUGAAGAAAUGUGCCGCCUGCGAGUACGUCAUGUACUGCAGCAAACAAUGCCAGAAGUCAGCCUGGUCAGACCACAGGGGAUCGUGUCAGUACAUGUCACAGGGCGCGAAAAAUAUGGAUCCCAAGUCCGAAGCAGAACUACACCCUUUCGGCUUCGCCAAUUUUGUCGCCUUUUCUCGGGCAAUCAACGACUGGAUGGAGGCGCACAUGUGGGCCCUUCAGACGAGCGCUCAGGUGUAUAUCCUCAUGCUCGGCGGCGUCAAAUUCCUCAAGAUCCCUCCCAUCUACAUGACGCACUUCGACGUAGUCUGCCAUACCACCCCAGGCCUGACGCCCGCCGAGCGCAACCCGGCACUCGCGUUCUCGGUCCGGACGCAAGACGUCAUAAACAUCGCCGAGUGGAUCGCCUUCGACCCAGCCAACGCGGACUACUGGCGUGGUACCGACCCCGAGCGCGAGCAGCUUGCCCAGUUGAUGGAGCAGCGCAUUGGCAGCGCGUUCGCAUGCGUCAUGUGCGCCCUCUUCAAGUGCGAACGCAUCACGAUGGCAAACACGCUGAACUUCCCGAUCCUGCACGUACGGAAACGGCUGCCGCUAGACAAAGCGUCGAUGGACAUCUUGGAGGAUGUCCUGGUGCUCUGCCGCGGGACAAUCAACAGCGGCUUCCCGCUCCGCUCUCUGGAGGGUGGGGACUCGGCGAUUCCCCUCCCGGGGCGGUUCGCGCGGAAAGCGGGGAGGUGGACCUGGGAGCCGCUCUUCGCGGACUGGGACGAGUACUCGCCGACGAGCAAAGAGUAUGAAGGCCUGCACGUCGCCCUCGGCGGGGACCGGAAGACUCAGCUCUCCCCGAAGCAGCUACUGAGCGCCCUUCUCGCGUUAUGAUAAUUCCACCACAGUACUUACAAGCUACAGCCCGUACAGUCUUUCCACAUUCC